This is a messenger RNA of Spodoptera frugiperda (fall armyworm), 2822 nucleotides long. RefSeq names its product polyribonucleotide nucleotidyltransferase 1, mitochondrial (gene PNPase). NCBI's taxonomy places the organism in Eukaryota, Metazoa, Arthropoda, Insecta, Lepidoptera, Noctuidae. The coding region runs from base 233 to 2476 and encodes 747 amino acids. Gene Ontology annotation, cellular component: cytosol; mitochondrion. Gene Ontology annotation, biological process: mitochondrial mRNA catabolic process; mitochondrial RNA 3'-end processing. The transcript is spliced from 13 exons. Gene Ontology annotation, molecular function: 3'-5'-RNA exonuclease activity; RNA binding; polyribonucleotide nucleotidyltransferase activity. The record is from RefSeq and is a predicted model, not a curated record.
ACUUGGAACAUUUCUGUUGAUUUCAUUCAUCUCUACCAAAAAAGUCCCGAAUUUUAAAUUACUCCAAAACAUUAAUUAAUUUAAAUCUUUUGACCAUAAAAUCUUCUCAUAAGACUCUUCACAGAUUUCUUAAACAGUUCAAUAUAGUUUGUUUUUCAUUAAAAAAGACAAUUUGAAACAGUGUCAUAACAACGUCCUUUUUUGACCCUUAUUAAAAUUAGGAAUUGAAACAAUGUUAGCAAGAAAACCCUUGUUUUUAUCACGAAUAAUUCAUCAACGGAGAUGUUCUCGAUGUUACGCGGCACAAACAGCAGUUGGCGAGGUCGAUAUACCGUUUUCUAAAGGGACAUCUAUGAACCUAAAAACUGGCCAGUAUGCAAGGUUUGCAGAUGGCGCCUGUGUGGCUACGCUGGGAAACACCGCCAUACUAUCCACAGUGGUUUCCAAAGCCAAACAAAGUUCUUCAUCGUUUUUGCCGCUUGUAGUAGACUAUAGACAAAAAGCCGCGGCCGCUGGACGAAUACCAACCAAUUUCCUUAGAAGAGAAUUAGGUCCAACAGAACGAGAGAUCCUGACAUCACGUCUCAUUGACCGCUCCUUGCGACCGCUAUUCCCACAGAAUUAUUUCUUUGACACGCAGAUAGUAUGUAACAUGCUUGCGGUUGACUCUACGAACCCACCUGAAACUGUUGCUAUAAAUGCUGCUAGUGCGGCUUUAGCGCUGUCUGAUGUGCCUUGGAAUGGACCUAUUGGGGCUGUCAGAAUAGGACAAAUAGACAAUGAAGUGAUAAUCAAUCCGACUCGCAAGGACCUGGAGAAGUCUAUCUUAAACCUGGUGGUGGCUGCGACCAACAGGAACCUGGUUGUGAUGAUGGAGGGCAGUGCCCAGGACAUACUGCAGCAAGACCUGCUGAAAGCCAUCAAAUUAGGUACAAAGGAAGCCCAGCUAAUAGUUCGUGGCAUUGAGAAACUGCAGAAGACACAUGGUAAGAUGAAGCGGGCGUACGAGACACCGGCGCCGCUGCACCAGGAUAUAGUGGACACCAUCAGCACACUGUCUUCCAUGAAGAUCAGGGAGAUACUCAGCGAUUUCUCCCACGACAAAAUAUCGCGAGACAACGCGAUAUCAGAACUUAGACAAACAGUUUUAAACCAACUUCGUGAGACGGAGGCCGAUGUCACACAGUUACAGGACUGUUUCAACGCCAACCUGAAGCAGAUAUUCCGAGACAUGAUAUUCGAGACCGACGUACGGUGUGAUGGGCGGCACUUGGAUGAUCUUAGGAAGAUUAAUUGUCAGGUGUCUCUAUACGAGCCGCUACACGGUAGCGCAGUGUUCCAGCGCGGGCAGACCCAGGUUCUGUGCACGGUCGCGUUCGACUCCCCGGAGAGCGCGCUCAAGAUGGACACUCUUACUAUGCUCACUAGUGGCAUAAAAGAGAAGAGCUUCUUCCUUCACUACGAGUUCCCAUCAUACGCGACGGGCGAGGUGGGUCGGACCGGAGCCCCGGGGCGCCGCGAGGCAGGCCACGGAGCCCUGGCCGAGAGGGGCUUGCUACCCGUCGUGCCACACCAGCCCUACACUGUCAGGCUAACUGCUGAAGUAUUGGAGUCUAAUGGUUCAAGUUCAAUGGCGUCAGUAUGCGGUGGUUCCCUCGCUCUGAUGGACGCUGGAGUAGCCCUGUCAGCCCCGGCUGCAGGAGUGGCGAUAGGCCUGGUCUCCCGGCCUGAUGAACAAGGACAAAUCGAGGACUACAGGAUCCUUACUGAUUUGUUAGGCAUAGAAGAUUACAUGGGCGACAUGGACUUCAAAGUGGCGGGUACUAAGAAAGGCGUGACGGCGCUACAAGCCGACGUCAAGGUGCCCGGCCUGCCGCUCAAGAUCGUCAUGGAGUCCAUACAGAAGGCCUGCGACGCCAAGAGCAGGAUCAUCGAUAUUAUGAACCAGUGUAUUGAUAAACCUAGACAGGGGCACAAGGAAAACAUGCCAGUCAUCGAGGAGAUGGAGGUGGAAGUCCACAAGAGGCCGAAACUGCUCGGCAUGGGAGGCGCCAACCUGAAGAAACUGUACCUUGAAACCGGUGUACAGGUGACACCAAUAGACGACGUUAAAUACAGCAUAUUCGCGCCAUCACAAGCGGCGAUGGACGAGGCACACAGUCGCAUACAAGGGUGGCUGACUUCUGAGAAAACUCCGGAGCUGGAGUUUGGAGCGAUUUACAAGGCGAGGGUCGUGGAGGUGAAGGAUAUCGGAGUACUGGUCACUCUGUACUCCGGCAUGACGCCUGCGUUGGUACAUAAUACGCAACUCGAUCAUAGGAAGAUACAGCACCCCUCAGUACUCGGUCUCGAAGUGGGCUCAGAGAUCCAAGUGAAGUACUUCGGCCGAGACCCAGUCUCCGGACAGGUCAGACUGUCCAAGAAGGUGCUUAGUUCACCACCACCAGGCAUUGUCAAGAAGCUAGAUAAAGCUUAAAUAAACACUGUGAUAUUUUCUAGGUAAUUAUUGUUAAAAUUAUUGUGUGGUGUGUUGUCAGUUCAGGUUGAAUGAGUUGGUGUGUUAAAAUGAUGAGAGUUAAUAAAUUAAGUUGUGUUUGUUAUACAAAAUCACAAAAAGAAACUUAUCAUUUUGGAUUUUUUACUUUAUAUCAAUAUUAUUAAAGUUGAAAAUGUAAUAAAGACAUUUGACAGACUAAAGGCUCACACAGGCGCGUUAUUAUAGGUCGAUAAUAUAGAAAGAAAAGAAAGAAAGAAAGAAAAACAGUUUAUUAAUAAUAUCGCAUACGUUACUGCGAUAUCUGUUUUCAGGACGGUCAUGUAGU